This is a messenger RNA of Naegleria lovaniensis, 5964 nucleotides long. RefSeq lists its product as uncharacterized. Lineage: Eukaryota; Heterolobosea; Eutetramitea; Acrasida; Naegleriidae. Gene Ontology annotation, molecular function: microtubule plus-end binding; microtubule plus end polymerase activity. The record is from RefSeq and is a predicted model, not a curated record. Gene Ontology annotation, cellular component: centrosome; kinetochore; spindle pole. The transcript has 2 exons. Gene Ontology annotation, biological process: microtubule polymerization; mitotic spindle organization; establishment or maintenance of microtubule cytoskeleton polarity. Bases 1 to 5964 code for a protein of 1987 amino acids.
AUGACUUUGCAUGAUGAAGCAGCAGAACCUGAAGGAGUGGUUGAACCUCAACUCCCGUCGAGCCACGAUCUCUUUCAAAAGAUGUUGGAAGAGGAAUUGAGGAAGGAAGAGGAACGGUUGAAAAAUAAUGAAUUACAGGGAGGGGUUAGAGUGCCCAAAACAAAGACGAAUUCAAGUAACAUGAAUUUUGAUGAGCAGCCCAUAAAACCGAUACCUCAAAAUUCGAACGGGCAGUCAACGGCUUUGCAUUCUCGGAAAAUGAAACAACAAGACCCAUCAAGCAAGGUUGAGGAAAUUCAAACAACUACAACUUCAUCAUCAGCCGAAAUUUCAUCAUCCACGGAUAAGGUUCAACAACUGUUACCAGAAAAUGACAUGACGGAACGAGUAGAGUCUUCCUGUGCUGACGGCCUUAACCAAAAUGAAACACCAAGGUCUUUUGAAACAGAAAGAUUUGAAACAAAAAAUGAUGAUUUUGAAAUACACAUUCGCAUCCCAGCAGCAAGAAAACGAGGAGUGGCUGAUCCGUCCUCCACAACAACAAGCAAUAACAAUUCGGAAGAGCAACCCUUGUCGCUGCCAACACCAGUCAUGACUGAUGUUCCCAAUAGUGUUACCUCUCCUUUUGAAGAAGCCACACCACCAUCAUCGAAUUUAUUGUUUGAGAAUAUGCUACGCAAACAAUUAUUGGAAGAAAAUGUCAACAACUCGUCGUCAAAUGAUGACAACCCAGCAUGGAAAAAGAAAGUGGAUGAACUCGAGCAAUUAUGUACGAAAUUUAAACAGGUGGACUCAACGGAUUCUGUAUUUCAAGCCAGCGAAAACGAACUCAUUCAAGCGCUUAACAAUAGACAUCCAAGCGUUUUGGAAAAAGCCGUGGAAACUCUCUAUCAUUUUGUGAACCAUUACAAAAACGCGCCUAGUACAGCCGAGAAAUUUAUUCCCAUCUUAAUUGAGAAGGGUCUACCCUCAAAACCAUCCGUUCAAUCCAAGAGUAUUGAAAUCAUAUUAUUGUAUAUUGAAGUUUCUGAUCCUACUUGUAUUAUAUCAAUACUGAAGGGCCAUUUCUCGAAUAAGAAGCCAAAGCUUCGAGCACAAUGCAUUGGCAUUGUACAAACAGCAGUGCACGAUUUUGGUUUUCCAACCAUACCUCCUAAAAUAAUUUUACAAAGUCUCCCCAGUAUUCUUGAUGAUGCGAGCGUGCGAGAGGAGGCACACAAACUCGCAAUGGAAACCUUCCGAUGGCUUGGAUUUGAAGCUGUUGAGGCACACUUGACAAGUGUAAAGCCAAACAAAAUGAAGGCUUUAAAAGAAGAGUUUGACCUUAUUAAGGACAAGUCACCAGCUGCAGUAACACGAUUCUGUAGAUCUACUCUCAAUGCUGCAUCAUCCAAGACUUCUACCCUCUCAACCACCAUUACCUCGUCACUCCUCAAAGAUAUUGAGCCACCAACAAAAGAAAAAGAGACCGUUGAUAUCAAUGAAAAGUUGAGAAAGGAUUGGUACAAUGAUGCUGAAAAUGAAAAAUGGUCCAUACGUAGAAACGCCUUUGAAGAAUUGAAAAAAAUUGUUGAAAGCUUUCAUAUCAAGAAGGGAUGUGAUUGUUCAAACGUUUUUUCUGCUAUCAAUGUGGUUAUUCAACGAGAAAAGAAUGUUACGGUUGUGAAGGAAUCUAUUGAUUGUUUGAAUGCCUUUUCGAAAGCAAUGAAGUCUGAUUUUAUAAUUACGGCCAAAUCCCUCUAUGAACGUCUGUUGACCAAGUUGAAAGAAAAGAAGUUGGCUGACCCUACAAUUGAAUGUCUGGUGUCGUUUGACACUUUUACGUUUCCGUUUACUGACAUGCUAGAAACUAUUUUUUCAGCCAUGAACAAUAAGACUGCCUCAACUUCAGAAAAACUGCAAAUAUUUGUUCUCAUAGAACGGUGUUUGCUCAACAAAAAGAAGAAAGAUUUGGAAAAAGCUCUCAAAUCUCUGACCAAUCAUUUACUAUCUUUCACAGAUGAUGCAAGCUCUGAAGUGCGCGAUACUUGUUGUAAAAUUAUAGCUCGCCUUAUUUGGGUAGUUGGAGAGUCUGGUCAAACAAGCGUAUUUAUGAAAUUAGAAUCUCAUGUGAAGGAAAAAAUUGUACAGUAUUUGGAAUCUUAUGGAACUCCUCCAAUCGACAGUGAUUUUAGCAAAAAACUAUCACAAUCCAUAGAACAUAAGAAAGUAGCAAGUUCUGCAGUUCAAAAACCGUCAUCCGCCGGCUCAGUAUCUCGACCUCCCUCACGAACCAUGGAAACCAAACCCUCCUCAAGCUCCACCAAGAGAUCUAAAGUACCAACCUCAAAAUCACUCUCUCUGAACAAACAAAGUAAUAAUAGUGGCAGCAAUUCAGCUCCUGCUAUCACCCUAUCUGCGUCAGACGUAUUAGAAGAAUGCAAGAUAUUAUUUGGGGAGGCUUGUAUUGAAAAGCUUACCAAUAGCAAUUGGAGUGAUAGAAUUGCAGCCCUUUGCAACAUUGAAUCCGUUAUUAAUUCACUGGAAAAAUCAACACUAGAAGCCAAGCAAGAUCACAUCAUAGGUCUCUUUCAAUACAAACCCGGAUUGAAAGAAUCCAAUGCCAAAGUAUUAGAGAAGAUUUUUGACAUGAUUGAAUGCAUUCUCAACAAGACAGAUGGUAAAUCUGGAGAACUAAAUGCAUUACCAACCAUCACAUGGAUGGUUGAUAAGCUCAUAACGCCAAAAGUUGAUGUGCAAGCUAAAAAAGGUUUAAAAGCAUUUUGUGAAUCCAUCAAUCCUCAGUAUCUAUUUAUUAAGAUCUGUGAAAACUUGGAUGACAAGCCACCAAAAUUGAUUGGAUCUAUUUUGGAAUGGCUGAGUGAAGUUAUAACAGAGUUCAGUAUUGCAUGCUUUAGCACUCCAGAACUGAUCGAUUUUGCGAAAAAGUAUUUGGGAAAUAGCAAUCCAAUCAUCAAGAAAGGUUGUAUAAAAAUGAUUGUUGCCAUGCGAUCAUAUAUGGGAGAAGGUCUGUUAAAUUUUUUUUCAGACACAAAACCUGCCUUGUUAGACAUGGUUAAAAAAGAGUUUCAGAAAGUCGAUGGGCCGCCACCAGAGCCAACACGUAAAGUUAAGGGACAAGAAAGGAUACAACUCAGCAUGAGCGCGUACGAAAAUUCUCUUCCAAGGUUUGACAUUAUGCCAAAAAUCGCUCCCAAAAUCUAUCACUCGCUCGACGAUAAAAAUUGGAUCAUUCGAGUUGAGGCGCUACAAACAAUUGAAAAGAUUAUCACUGAUGACGCCCACAAGCGAAUUCAACCAAAUAUUCUGGAUCUCAUUCAUGCAUUAAGACAAAGGCUGGAAGAUGCCAAUAUCAAGGUGGUUACCACGACACUCACUCUUUUAGAUGUAAUUGCAGAGGCUGUUGGAUCAGAUAUGGAAAAGUUUUUGAAAAUUCUGUUACCAAGCAUUGUGUCUAAAUCCAUGCACAAUAAUAAGGCAGUUCGAAGUGCAGCGUUGGAAUCUUUGGACAAGUACAUUUCUGUAUUUCCAUUCGAGAGUAUGUUAAAAUUUUUCCCCAAAGCCAUCACCAGUGAAAAAGGCAAUCCUGAAGGAAAGAAGGAAGUACUGGAAUUUAUUUACAACCACUUGGCAACCAUGAAAACUAAGAAUAUUGACAUUUUUUCUCCUUUGGUAAAACCCUUAUUGGAAUAUUUGCAGGCUUCUAGACCUGAUACGCGAAAGCUAGCAGAAGCAAUUCUUUCUGAAAUUUUACAGCAUGGAGGCUAUGAUUAUGUUUCAAAACAGGUGAGAGAGCUGAAACCUGCUUUCCAGAAGAGCUUGGCACCUCUUUUACAAAAGCAUGCACCUCUUCCAACUGAUAGCGAUUCGUCACAACCUCAACUACUCACUCAAUCCGUCAAUCUCUCGAGCACUCCUGCAACGUUACAAAAACCUGAGCGAAAGAUGACAUUAAGGGAUGUGAGCAGAUCACUCAAUGUAGAAAGUAGACAAACGACUGCGGCGACAACUGGUUCACAUCCGCCAUCCUCUGCCGCCGUUUCUACAUCAAACACUUUUAAUCCAGGUUACAUCAUGAGCAACAAUGAUCCCGAAUCAGAAUUUUCCAAGCAACCAAAAACAGUGAAGAAACGUGCCAACAUUUCCAAGACACUGGCCUCAUCUCCAAACCGAUCUCCUUCGCCGCCACAUGUAAUGCAGUCAAAAACAGUUACUGUACAACCUCUGAAACCAUUCUUACCUAUUAUUCCUCGUUUGCAAUUGGGAACUACUGCGCAAUCACCGUCCGUUGUUGAUGAGUAUAAAUUGGAUUUAGAAAAGAUCGAAGAACAAACAGUUACACCACACAUGUCUUCCUCUGAAGUCACCAUUCCAGAAUUGCCACAACAUCAACCACAUAAUACAUCUCUAACAGGAAACUCUACUCCAAGAAUGCCUGAAAGAUCUCCUGUGAAAGAAACCAUUCGAAAAGAGCAGAUUCACUCAACUCUCUCUGUAGGAGAGUUGGUAGACACAAUCAACACAAGCGAGCAUGGAUCAGAGGUUGCCAUUAAUGCUCUGAAAACUCUAGUGAUGAAAUUUAAGGAUGAAUCAUGUAGACCUGCCAUCCUCUCGUAUUUGAAAGAACUUGUAGAGUGUCUCACUGAAAAUACUCAAUAUUCUUUCGAAAAGGCGUCAGCAGGAAUAGUCUCAACUAGAAUUUGUAAAUAUCUUCUUUCCACACUCAUGUCUCUGUUCAAUGAUAGACAAAUGGCUGCAUUUGUUCCACAGGAAACUUUGCAAAGAACGAUCGAUCAGUUGCUGAGCCGUCUGUUAGAUGAAAGAUUACCCUCUCUCGAAAAUGGACAAGAUUUGUUGAAAGGACUUAACUCACUCAUGCUGAAAGUAUUGGAAAAUUCAAACAGGACAUUCUCUUAUACCUCUCUCAUACACUUGUUGGAAUAUUCGUAUGCUAAUCCUGCUCUGAAAAAGUAUUCAGAGUUGGUGGUGAAAUGUCUUAUCAAGUUAACAAAAGCCCUUGCUGCUACCAUUUCACGAGUUGAUGUGGAUAUUCUAUUGAUGGAUUUACAUAGCUUUUUGACACACAAUCCUCCCACCUUGUUUAAGGAUAGAAAUGAUUUGCCGCUGAGGACUGUGAAAACCAUUCUUAAUGAGUUGGUCAAGGUCAAAGGAGAAAGUAUAAGAUCGUGCCUCAAUCUAAUACCCACUCACAAAAACCCUCUCAUUAUUUCAUACAUUGAACUCAUGCUCACUUCGUCUGGAAAUCAGCAAGUCCAAGUAGGUUCUGUUGGACCAACAAUGACAACCAACGGAAACGGAAAUGCUUCAAGUAAUGCUGUUGCAACAUCAAUAGCUGUCACCUCUAAUAAUCUCAACAUUCAAGCAAAUGGUGAGAAUACUAGUACUAGCAACACAAUUGUGACAACAACAGGUCAACCAUCGACGUUGCAACAAACUCAACCACAACAAGCAAAACCAACAAGACCCUCACCUCCAAAGUCUGCAAACGGAAUCAAUGAGAAAGCGAUUCAAGACGAGCUUACCGAAAUAUUUAAUUUAAUUAGUAACAAGGACAGUACGCAUUCUGGAUUAUACAAAUUGUACGAGUUCAAAAAGACGCAUCCCAGUGUGAGUAUCAAUACACACCUAUCCAAAUGCAGCGAACCAUUCCAACAAUACAUUCAUCGUCAACUUGCUAAAAUUGCUCAAUAUGAAGCCUCAAAGCAAGAUGCCACUUCGAGAAGCGUCUCAACAACAACUCUUCAGAAAAGCCAGCCUGCUGCUUCUUCUGUGUCACCAACAAGAAAAACUCCAACAAUUACGUCCGUUGAUGACAUCCGAAGGCAGUUAAAGCUCGUUCAGCAAGAAUCCAAGCUGAAAAACGCACGGUCUCUGACAGUUUCUGACCUGAAGAAGAGGAUUCAAAACAUUGAGGAAAAACUCUCCGCUGACAGUGAUGAGUAA